This is a messenger RNA of Bursaphelenchus xylophilus (pine wood nematode), 942 nucleotides long. Lineage: Eukaryota; Metazoa; Nematoda; Chromadorea; Rhabditida; Aphelenchoididae. The record is from the annotation of a GenBank genome assembly.
AUGAAGACCGAUUAUAUAGUCGGUGUGGCCUCCAUCGGGAGUGCUCUUGUCAUUGUGAGCUCCCUUCUCGUGGUGGGCACCCUUUUCCAAGACAUCAACUCCCUCUACGAUGACUUUAUGGUGGAGAUGGUGGAGUUCCGCGACAUCGCCGACGAGACCUGGAUGGGCAUCAUGGCCGCUCAGCGUCACUCAGCCAAGCCCGCCAGCCGUCUUGUGCGUUCGCCCAGCUUCAAAGAGACUGUGGGCGUCAUAAUGGGAAGGAAUAAGAGGAAUGCGGAGUGUGCCUGUCAAAAGCCGGUCAACAAUAACUGCCCUGCUGGACCACCUGGCCCACCCGGUCAGCCCGGUCCGGAUGGAGUGCCCGGAGUUCCUGGACCUGACGGACAAAAUGGUCCAAGUGGAGCUGAAUGGUUCGUGCAAGAUGCCACCAAAGAGUGUAUCAAAUGCCCCGCCGGAGAGCCCGGCCCAGCCGGAAUUCCCGGACCCGUGGGACCUCCCGGCCCUGCCGGUGCCCCAGGACAACCAGGAGCGCCAGGAAAAUCGCAACCACCCGGACCACCAGGACCUGAAGGAGCGCCAGGACCAGCCGGAUAUCCAGGACAGCCCGGAGAAAGAGGUCAACCCGGAGAGAACGGGAAGAGAGGACACGGACCCCCAGGCCCUAAGGGACCGGUCGGACCAGCUGGUGAGGCCGGAUAUCCAGGAGUUAAUGGGGUGCCCGGACGUGAUGGAGCGCCCGGUGCAGCCGGUCAGCCCGGCCCUCAAGGAGAGAGUGGUGCGCCUGGUGCACCCGGGGUUGAUGGAUUCGAAGGAGGCCCUGGAGUCCCCGGCCCUGAUGCUGCUUAUUGUCCAUGCCCUGGCCGCACUCUUCCAGUGGCCAGCCCGGCCGUGGAACGUCAGCCACCAGCUCAGCAGCCCAAGCAGACCUACAGACGGUACUAA